UCCUCCUCCUCCUCCUCCUCCUCCUCCUCAAACUGUCUCCCUCAGUGAGUAGUACUGCGCUAAUUAAGUUGAUAAAGCGCGACCCGGUUACUUUGCUUGCUGCUUUAAUAUUAAAAAAAUAUAUUUUGUUGUUAUAAAAACGACAGGCGAAGAGGACGACUGCUCGUGAGAAAGGGCACCUUAUCCAGGGAGAGGGAUUUAUUUUCCUUCUGCAUUCCUGAUGGAGUCCUACAGAGUGACUGACAUUCCUACUAGUGGACCACAGCGGGGCUACACCCAACCAUCUCACUCCUCUAGGCCCCACAGCAAUUGUGGUACAUAUGGUCUGAGCAUUCGAGUCCAGGGCAUAGAUGGACAUCCCUACGUAGUUCUGAACAACCAGGACAAUGGUCCUCAGUCCUUUGACACCGAUAGCAAUGGCUACAUUGGGACAGAGGGUUCUUUUAUUGAUAACUACCAUGAGUAUGAUUUUCGAGGAGAUAAGGAGGGUGGACCCAGGAGCCCCUUCGGCGAGUACAGGUCUCAAAAGAUGAUGCAGUACGCAGCUGCUCAGAAUGGCUCUGCAGAUACGCAAGCAAGGAAAGCGCAAACCCUUCUGAACUUUCAGAGGCAUCCCGAGAUACUGCAGCCCUAUGAUCCAGAGACCAAUUCAUUGAACUUUCAGAGUCUACCUUCAAGGCCCCUUUCUGUUGCUGAGACCGGAACUCAGUCCACAGCCACUGUAUCUACACUAUCCCACAACAUGUGCCAAGAUCAAAACAAAGCUCCCACACAAUCGAACAAAAGUCAACUUCCGUCUACGCGCUCGACUGAGGCAUCAUACCAAAAACCCAAAUUAACUCCUCAGUCUUUGGGUCCGACCCUGCAUUCUCAGCCACAGACCAAGCCGCAAGUGGCUCAGCCGCAGUCCAAACCUUGUCUCAGCAAGCAGAGUCCACCUCAGUCCAAGCCAAUGCUCAAAAGUCAUACCCAAGCAUCUACUGUGUCCAGUACCAUGAGUGAGCAGAACAAAACCCAGUGCAAGUCUUCCACUUCAGUGAACAGUGCCAACUCAAGCCUCGAUCGCAAACGCCGCGAGCCAGAUGUCCUUCCAUUGAGGAGGUCAGACUCCAGUGGCCCUGUUCUGCAAUUGUCUUCUCGCUCUCGCCACUCCUCAUCAUCCUCCACCCCUAAGCUCUAUGCGGACGAAAACAUUGAUGCGCUUUACGCGGACACCAUUAACCGUCACGAGAACCGGCGCUACAUCCCUUUCGUCCCUGGGUCGGGCAGAGACAUUGACAGGGGACCCAUUCCCGGUGUCGAUGAGCUCAUUGAGAAGUUUGACAGCAAAGACGGCAGCCACCAUCGGCGUGGCAGGGCUGGGCGAAGAAACCGGAUCAAUCCUGAAGACAGGAAACGCUCUCACAGUGUGGAUAGCGCUUUCGGACGAGAGGAAGGAUCGAGGCCCCUGGAUGAAUCGAGCCGUCGUCGUGGCGCAUCAAUGGAGCACGUCCUGCGGCCCUCACAACUCCGCCUGCACAGGACAGCUGGGAAUCAGGAGCCCUGGUUCAUGCUCAAUUCCAAGUCACCAUCUCGUACCACUAGUGCCCCUGGCUCUCCCCAGAGCACCUUAUCCACAGGUGUCGGCUACAUCCAGGGAUACCAAAAAACCCAAUGCCAUUCUACAGUUGUAACACUCAAGAAUAAAGACUCAGUGGACACAGCGUCUUCAGCUGGCAAGCUGUCAACAUCUUUAUCCAAGUCCACAAUUGUUGGCAAAAAAGCCACCACAGACACUGAUGUACAGGCAACGCCAGAUCUCCUUAAAGGUCAGCAGGAGCUUUCACAACAAACACACGAAGAGACAGCAAAGCAAAUUUUGUUCAAUUACCUAAAGGACGGAAGCCCCGAUAAUGAUGAAACGACCAAGAGAAAGGUCAACCUGGUCUUUGAGAAGAUUCAAACGUUGAAAUCUCGAGCCACGGCAGGCCCUCCUGAUGACAAAUCCUUGGGUCUGUCUGCUCAGACCAAAGCCCUGCGGGAGCAAAACGCUACAUUGGAGAAAAGAGUGGCCGAACUGAAACAACAAAUUCAAGAACAAAGAAUGACAAAUAAGGCAGACAGCAUGGCAGCAUCAAGCUUGAAGGAGCUGCAGCGGGAACUAGACCGGACUGCCGAAGAGUGCAAAAGCUUGAAGGAAAAACUGCCCAAAACCGAGGCUGAACUCCAGACCACACUUGAAGAGUUGUUCCAGGUGAAGAUGGAGAGGGAGCAAUACCAGACGGAAAUCCGAGACCUGCAGGACCAGCUUUCGGAAAUGCACGAUGAGUUGGACACUGCCAAGACGACUGCUGCUGAUGGCGAGAGAGACGCCAUCAUGGCGGACAUCAUCCAACUUAAGGUUGAGUUGCAGGAAGUGCUAGUGGCCAAAGAGGAGCAGGAGGAUGUUCUGAGGAAGCGGGAGAGGGAGCUGACAGCUCUGAAGGGAGCUCUGAAGGAGGAAGUGGCUGUUCACGAUCAGGAGAUGGACAAGAUGAAGGAGAAAUAUGAGAAGGAGCUGAGUCGGCUGCACAGGUCCUUGGAGGAGGCCAAGCAGAGCAGCACAGCCGUCGUCCAAGAGAAGGCAGAAGUGGAGGCAGCAAAGGGCACGCUCGAGAGCCAAGCGGGACGUCUGAGCCAAGAGGUGGAACGCCUGCGCAAGCGGGCGCAAGAGCUGGAAAACGAAGUGGCCAAACUCAACCGCAUCAUCGAUGACGCCAAGCUGCAGGAAAGCAGGCUGGGAGACCGAGUUGCACGCAUGGAGAAAGAGAAAAAGCAUCUGGUGGAGUCUUUAAAUGAAAUUAAGGAGGAAGAGGAGGAGAUGUCUCGCGCUAACAGAGCUUUGACAUUACGGCUUGAAGAUGUGCAGAGGAACUUUUCUAAGUUAAACAGUGAGCACAAGGUGUUGGAGGAGAGUCUUCAAGAGGAGAAGGUUCAGAAGGAGCAGUUCAAGAAUAUGAAGAACGACAUUGAGGAUGAGAGGCGUCUGCUGGACCGAACGGUGGAAAAGCUACAGAAAGAGAUGAACGACAUUGUGGAUGCAUCCCAGUUGUCCACACGGGAGCUGCAGGAACAGAUUAACAUUUACAAGGAAAAGAACCGCCAGGAGUUGACAGAGCUGCAGAAGCUUCUUAAGGAGCGGGGCCAGGAGCUUGACAAGUACCUGCUGGCUGCGCAAACGCUACAAGAGGAGCUGAUACACCGGGAGGAGGACCUACGUCGGUGUGAGCAGGAGCGAGACAAGGCUGUGCUCAGCGCGAAGAUGUUGGAGAAAAAGGUUAACGAACUGGAGGCAGUGGUGCAGACCUCCACCCACUCUAAAGAUGAUAGAGCUCGACAGUUCAAACUCAUGGAGGACAGAAUCGCUCAGCUGGAGUUGGACUUGGACGAGGAGCGUCAGAAUGGAGACCAGCUGAUGGACAGGCUAGACCGCGGAAGAGAGCAGGUGGACCAGAUGAGGAAUGAACUCAUGCAGGAGAGGGCUGGCCGGCAGGAUGCCGAGUGUGACAAGUUGGCUCUGGAGAGACAGAGCAAAGACCUAAAGAACAAACUGGCUGAUCUGGAGGGCUCGCAGAAGUCCAGCAAAGUGGGUCAGGUUGCGCAGCUGGAGGAUCGCAUUCAUGAGCUGGAGGAGCGCCUGGAGGGAGAGGAGAGGGAACGAGCCAACCUGCAACUGUCCAACCGCAGGCUGGAGAGGAAAGUUAAAGAGGUGAUGAUGCAAGUGGAGGAAGAACACCACACCAUGCAGGACCAAAAGGACCAAUUGAAUCUGCGCCUGAAGGCCCUGAAGAGGCAGAUGGACGAGGCUGAGGAGGAGAUUGACAGACUGGAACACGGCAAAAAGAAGCUGCAGAGAGACUUGGACGAGCAACAAGAAACAAACGAGCAGCUGCAGAGUCAGCUCAAGUCUCUGCGCAGUGAGAUGAGACGUAAGAGCGCUUCGGCACCACUACUCAACAAAUUGGACGACGCCGAUGACGACGACGACGACGACAUCAGCACGGACGGGGAGACGUACUUCAGCUCCACUUCCAGCUACAAGCGCUCGUCCAGUCAGGACAACGUCCUGUCCACUUUCAGCUUGUAGGCGAACCAAAAACGAACAAUGCUUGGACCAAAUCACUGCGCUGAAAUGACUCCUAUCCGGCAGCAGGAUAUCAUUGAAUUGCUUCAGUAUUAUUUGAGCAGCUCUGGGGUCAUUCCAAGAAAAGAAAUGUGUAAAUAUGUUUGUUGCUUUGUAUUUGUCAAAUUCAAGUGUGGCCAGAAUGUCAAUAGCCAACUUGAAUGCACUGCACACGACUGCCUCUGCAUGACAUACCCUCUAUUUUUAUAACCUAUCUCACAAUCUGUGUUUUUCUUUUUUUUAAUACACCGGCCAUUUUAAAUAGAAUGUAUUUUUAGAGAGCAAGGAUGUUUUUUGUUCGUUUGUUUGUUUUUGUAUUUAUUCAUAUGAACAAAACAAAAAUCUGGUUUUGAUGGGGUUUUUAGGGAACAAUGAACGAGGGACUUUGUACACAGACAUUUUUUUUUAAUUUUCUUUUUAUACCAGUCUCAAUACAUCUACUCUAGUCUUUAUUUACUCCUAUUACACAAUUUCUGAAAUAUGUACUUUUAAUUGCCUUUUAUUGCAGUUAUUGAUUUGUUGAAUGAACAAAUCAAUAACUACUCAUUCCUCUUUUUUUUUUCAAUGCCCUUGGCUUGUUUGUGGACCAGCUGUAACAUCCCCCGAAUUGUCCUGAUGGAAUGUGAUAAACUGACAAUCAAAAGUGUUGCAUCACUGUAAUUAUUUGCACUCCCUCUAAUUAAGCAAUAGGAUGCAAAAUGGAUUGAAAGCUAAUUCCUGCCACUACCUCUCGCUACUGUUACGGUGUGACUUCAAUAAACUUGCUUCCGUCUUA
Hippocampus zosterae (dwarf seahorse) is the source of this 4916-nucleotide messenger RNA. RefSeq names its product cingulin-like 1 (gene cgnl1). The record is from RefSeq and is a predicted model, not a curated record. The coding region runs from base 221 to 4105 and encodes 1294 amino acids. Lineage: Eukaryota; Metazoa; Chordata; Actinopteri; Syngnathiformes; Syngnathidae. Gene Ontology annotation, cellular component: myosin complex. The transcript is spliced from 19 exons.